UUGGCAAGAGGUAAACAAAAACAGAGGAAGCGAGAAUGUGAUAUCACACUCACAGUUCGGUAUCAUCUCCACAACAACCAUGAACGGUUUUCAAAGCCUUUUCAAAAUCCAAAGUGGUUUCAAAGCAACAAAUGGUAGGUCCACACUGAAACCAUCCCUCCCAACUCAGUCGCUGCCAGCAUUGCCUCCCCCACCCCCUGACAGCCAUCACGGCCUCCCCUACACAGGCUCCGACAGCUCGCUGGUACACAGUAUAGCUGCAAGAUUUGUGCUUUCUGCAUCUCGGCCACAGGAUCACGGUGAUGUAAUCGAUGGAAACAAAACUCCCCAAUCUAAGGGAGGUAACCCAGUUAGACAACAACAGCUAUUUGCCACACCAUCACAGGAGCUUCACAGAAACCCAGGAAAUGUUGAAACAGCGAGAGAAAAGCCUAGUGUGCAGCUGAAGCGACCAGGGAAGGACGUUCAUCCUGCCAUGAGUGCGGUCAUCCUGGGGUGGCUCAUCUGCCAGAGGGAGAUGCUGAAAGAUUUAGCAGAUAUGAGAAGUACGACUGUGAAAAACCACAACCAACUUCUGAAGAAUCAAGAGAGCACCCAGGCCCUGGUGUUGAGUCUUGUGGAGCAGCUGCAAGCCCUGCAGACAGAAGUCACAGCCAUCCACACACACACAGAGGCAGAUAGGGUGACCCUGAAGAGGCUGGUGGUGCUGACUGGACUGGUCAACCUUCUGCUGAUGUUCCUGGCUCUGUCCUGGUCGAACCGGUCAGUGAGGACCACAUGUCACAUGUGGUACGGCCACUUGAGGCAGUCGGUCAUCCACCCAGCACUAACUGUGUUCAGAGACUACAGGAACUUCACCCAGUCAGUCGUCAGUCAGGCACUGUCAUCCCUCCGCCUGUUUAAGUGGAGCUAGGGGCUGAAGGCGGUGUUGGUUGGAGGAGAUAUGAUGGUAUUGGUUGGAGGAGAUAUGACGUUGGAGGAGAUAUGACAGUAUUGGUUGGAGGAGAUAUGACGGUAUUGGUUGGAGGAGAUAUGACAUUAUUGGUUGGAGGAGCUAUGGUGGUAUUGGUUGGAAGAGAUGUCUUGCGUGUCCAACACACAUCUGUUACAGGAACAGGAAAGUACAGUUGUUGUAUAGUAUUAAUUGUAUAUAUUUUGAGACAUUAAUUGUACAUAUUUUGGAUAAUAUAAGGCUUAAAAGAAUUGUUUCUCAGGCAGUGACUUUUAAAAAUAUAGUGUUCGUGGGCGGUUUUUGUUGUUGUUUUUUUUCUUUGCUUGAUCAAACUAGUAUGUAACCAAAUAAACAGUUGUGUACCAUCAAUCUGGGAAAUGGCCUCCUUACAUAAACAAGUAUUCAAACUCCUAUUGCUGCCAUAACUAUGACACAAGAUGCACAGUAAAGCAGUUUGCAUGUAAAGGGAAGUAACUGUGUGCUAAAGUGGAUCGCAAGUAUUAGGAUUUAAAAUUUAUUUUAUUUGAAAAUGGAAUUAAAAACCAAACUUUAUGAUGAUGCGGGCAGUUCCUGAGAACCAAGACUAUUACUUUUUUAGGUCUAAGGGAAAUAUGUACUGUUGAAGAGGCUGACGUAUGAAAUAUAUUGUAUACAUGUCGCAAACUGGUAUGAUAUAUUGUAUAAUUGUUUGAAACUGGUAUGAUAUGUUGUAUUAAUGUUUCAAACUGGUAUGAUGUAAUGUAUAAAUGUUGCAAACUGAUAUAUUUUGUUUAAAUGUUACAAACUGGCAUGAUAUAACAGGUGUAAACUUGUAUGAUAUUUUGUAUUAGCAGCUGCAAACUGGUCAAUUUUGUAUAAAUGAUGCAACCUGGUAUGAUUUAUUGUGUAGCAGCUGUAAACUGGUAAAUCUUGUAUAAAUGUUGCAACCUGGUAUGAUUUAUUGUGUAGCAGCUGUAAGUGGUAAAUUUUGUGUAAAUGUUGAACCUGGUAUGAUUUAUUGUAUAGCAGCUGUAAACUGGUAAAUUUUGUAUAAAUGUUGCAACCUGGUAUGAUUUAUUUUGUAGCAACUGUAAACUGGUAAAUCUUGUAUAAAUGUUGCAAACUUGUAUCAUUUAUCUCAAAUACCAGCUACCAGUACCAGAUAUGUUGUACCAAUGUUACAAACUGGUAUGAUUUAUUGUAUAGCAGCUGAAAACUGGAACAUUUUGUAUAAAUGAUGCAACCUGGUAUGAUUUAUUGUAUAGCAGCUGAAAACUGGAACAUCUUGUAUAAAUGAUGCAACCUGGUAUGAUUUAUUGUAUAGCAGCUGAAAACUGGAACAUCUUGUAUAAAUGAUGCAACCUGGUAUGAUUUAUUGUAUAGCAGCUGAAAACUGGAACAUCUUGUAUAAAUGAUGCAACCUGGUAUGAUUUAUUGUAUAGCAGCUGAAAACUGGAACAUCUUGUAUAAAUGAUGCAACCUGGUAUUAUUUAUUGUGUAGCAGCUGAAAACUGGAACAUCUUGUAUAAAUGAGGCAACCUGGUUUGAUUUAUUGUAUAGCAGCUGCAAACUGGUAAAUUUUGUAUAAAUGAUGCAACCUGGUAUGAUUUAUUGUAUAGCAGCUGCAAACUUGUAAAUUUUGUAUAAAUGUUGCAACCUGGUAUGAUUUAUUGUGUAGCAGCUGUAAACUGGUAAAUCUUGUAUAAAUGAUGCAACCUGGUAUGAUUUAUUAUGUAGCAGCUGUAAACUGGUAAAUUUUGUAUAAAUGUUGCAACCUGGUAUGAUUUAUUGUAUAGCAGCUGUAAACUUGUAAAUCUUGUAUAAAUAUUGCAACCUGGUAUGAUUUAUUGUGUUAUAGCUGUAAACUGGUAAAUUUUGUAUAAAUGUUGCAACCUGGUAUGAUUUAUUGUAUAGCAGCUGUAAACUGGUAAAUUUUGUAUAAAUGUUGCAACCUGGUAUGAUUUAUUGUGUAGCAGCUGUAAACUGGUAAAUCUUGUAUAAAUGAUGCAACCUGGUAUGAUUUAUUGUGUAGCAGCUGUAAACUAGUAAAUUUUGUAUAAAUGUUGCAACCUGGUAUGAUUUAUUGUAUAGCAGCUGUAAACUGGUAAAUUUUGUAUAAAUGUUGCAACCUGGUAUGAUUUAUUUUGUAGCAGCUGUAAACUGGUAAAUCUUGUAUAAAUGUUGCAAACUGGUAUGAUUUAUUGUAUAGCAGCUGUAAACUGGUAAAUCUUGUAUAAAUGUUGCAAACCUGGUAUCAUUUAUCUCAAAUACCAGCUACCAGUACCAGAUAUGUUGUAUCAAUGUUGCAAACUGGUAUGAUAUGUUGUAUCAAUGUUGCAAACUGGUAUGAUUUAUUGUAUAAUAUUGCAACCUGAUAUAUUGUAUACAUGGUGCUACAAUUGUGUGAUUGUAUGGACAUGGCUAGACGGUAUGAGAGAUUGUAUGUACAUUACUAGCUGGUAUGAGAGAUUGUGAGUACAUUGCUAGCUCGUAUGAAAGAUUGUGUACAUUGUUAGCUGGUACAGGAGGUUAAGUACACAUUGGCAGCUGGUAUAAGAGAUCGUGAACAUUGCUGGCUGGUAUGGCAGAUUGUAAACAUUGCUGGCUGGUAUGAGAGAUCGUGAACAUUGCUGGCUGGUAUGGCAGAUUGUAAACAUUGCUGGCUGGUAUAAGAGAUCGUGAACAUUGCUGGCUGGUAUAAGAGAUCGUGAACAUUGCUGGCUGGUAUAAGAGAUCGUGAACAUUGCUGGCUGGUAUAAGAGAUCGUGAACAUUGCUGGCUGGUAUGAAAGAUUGUGUACAUUGUUAGCUGGUACAGGAGGUUAAGUACACAUUGGCAGCUGGUAUAAGAGAUCGUGAACAUUGCUGGCUGGUAUGGCAGAUUGUAAACAUUGCUGGCUGGUAUGAGAGAUCGUGAACAUUGCUGGCUGGUAUGGCAGAUUGUAAACAUUGCUGGCUGGUAUAAGAGAUCGUGAACAUUGCUGGCUGGUAUAAGAGAUUGUGAACAUUGCUGGCUGGUAUAAGAGAUCGUGAACAUUGCUGGCUGGUAUGGCAGAUUAUAAACAUUGCUGGCUGGUAUAAGAGAUCGUGAACAUUGCUGGCUGGUAUAAGAGAUCGUGAACAUUGCUGGCUGGUAUAAGAGAUCGUGAACAUUGCUGGCUGGUAUGGCAGAUUGUAAACAUUGCCGGCUGGUAUGAGAGAUCGUGAACAUUGCUGGCUGGUAAUAUUUCAUGUAUUUGUAUAUUCCAUCUGAGUGGAAACAUGUUACUUAGGUCAGUCUCAGAAAUGUUACUUACAGUAUGUUUUGACUUUUCCAUUUUGCAUCAAGCCAGGCUUGUAAAAUAAACCACGAGUGGGAGUUUUUUUAUCGUACAAUAAAACACUACAGGGAGAGUAAACCUCAUGGUGUAUUCUGCAGCACCCUCAUGGUUUAUUCUCCCUGCAGUGUUUUAUUGUACGAUUAACAGCGACAGGUCUUUUAUUUCUUUUUAUGAGAUAUCAACAUUAUGUAAAGUCUCUUUAAGGCUGAUGAUGAAAUGUACAUGCUUUAUUAAUAUUUACCCGUAUUUUAAUAAUAAUGACUCCCUCAAUAGAAUCCGACCUCGGCAAUCUCAGACAUGUUCAUUUUAUGCACGGGUGGGUAUUUCCCGCAUAUUCUCACAAUCCUCACGUCGAUUACCUGUAUCUUUUCUCCCAAUGACUAUUGUCAUAUUUGUCCCACUUUACAGUGCGAUCGUUCUCGUCGCGUUUAAAGCAUAAGAUUGGUUGGUUUGUUGUUUUACACAGCACUCAGCAAUAUUCCAGCUAUAUGACGGCGGUCUGUAAAUAAUCGAGUCUGGA
Messenger RNA from Haliotis rufescens (red abalone), 4770 nucleotides. RefSeq lists its product as uncharacterized. The record is from RefSeq and is a predicted model, not a curated record. Bases 80 to 913 code for a protein of 277 amino acids. The transcript has 9 exons. NCBI's taxonomy places the organism in Eukaryota, Metazoa, Mollusca, Gastropoda, Lepetellida, Haliotidae.